This is a messenger RNA of Haliotis rubra (blacklip abalone), 8371 nucleotides long. Its product is annotated as RANBP2-like and GRIP domain-containing protein 8. Gene Ontology annotation, biological process: nucleocytoplasmic transport. Gene Ontology annotation, molecular function: protein binding; GTPase activator activity. The record is from RefSeq and is a predicted model, not a curated record. NCBI's taxonomy places the organism in Eukaryota, Metazoa, Mollusca, Gastropoda, Lepetellida, Haliotidae. Gene Ontology annotation, cellular component: nuclear pore; cytoplasm.
UGAAAACCGUUUGUGAUCAAGAAAAAUGGCGGAAAAUUAAAUGCGCCGCAUACUCACAUGUUCUGAAGAAAAUAGUUGAAAGUGAGAAGCCUGAGACCAUGUUUCGAACGAAGCAAGACGUCGAUAGACAUGCUGCAAAUGUGCUGGGAAGAAUCAAGAAUGAAAAGGAGAAAAACUCAAGAGGCUACCAGAUAGCAAGGCUGUAUUUUGAUGUGUCUGAAUAUGAGAUUGCUAAAAGGUACCUGUCAUCAUUCCUGAGUGUGAGGGAGACGGUGCCUCAGGCACACAAGCUCAUGGGACAUAUCUUCCUUAAGACAAAUGAAAAGGAAAAGGCUUUGGAAUGUUACAAGAGGGCCCUGGAGCUUGAUGGCACUCAGAAAGAUUUGAUCAUCAAAAUUUGUGAGCUGUGUACACAGGUGGCAAUGGAUCCAGAGCGAGCUCGGUUCUGGCUGGAGAAGGCAGAGCAAACCUGCCCCGGAAAUGAUGUUAUCUUCAGACUGAGGGAGAUGAUAGCCCAGAACAGCGGUGAUGAAAACUUCCAGGAACUUGAAAAGCUCAUCACAGCAGAAUUGACACAACGCCCAGACGAUGUAAGUCUACGAGUGAAGCUGCUACACUUGUACCUGAAGUCAGGGAGGCUUGACCAUGCUUACAAUGUGGCUGUCCAGACUGACCGCACCAUGGCUUUCACAGACAGUCUGGAGUGGUAUGAAACUCUUCUGGAUGUCUACUAUGCGUACAAAGGGAAGAAUGGUUGCCGUGGAGACCUUGAGUUCUAUACUCAGUUCCUGCACACUGUGAGGAAUGUUGUGUACCUGCGUCUUUGUUACAGAGAACUUAUUGCUUGUGCUGAGAUUCUACACCAGUUUGACCAAGUGCUUCAGGAAGCUGUACAGAUUCCUAAGCAGCAGGAUGACUGGAUGUCAUUCCUAACUGAGAUGACCGGCCAGUUCUUCUUCUCCUGUGGCACACUGUUGCUGAAAAGAGCCCAGAAGGGUGUACUGUCGUGGAAGGAUGUGAUCCCCCAGGCUUCAGUGUGCUAUCUUCUUAACAACUCCAUCCUCACCAUAGACUCACGAUCUGAGUGGUUUGUGUCAGCCAGCAUGGACAAGAAAAGCAUGUAUGAUCAUCUGCACAUGAUCAGCAACUUCCGGCAGCCAGGGAGUUUUGAAGGUCAAGGCCACACCCUACAUGCACUGGGUAAAGGAGACACGGCAACAUGGACUCAGAAACUGAGACAGCAAUAUUGCACACAACAAGGUCGAGAGAAGCUUUACGACACCCUCUUUACCCAGCCGGAUAUGAGAGCAAAGAAAGAUAGUUCCUACCUGAUGAAGAACCAGAUCUACGAGGAAAGUGUACUCUUGUUUCCCACCCGGCCCCAGAUGCGAUCCUUUGACUUAGGCUGCUACAGGCUCCACCCACACAGUCUUACCAGCUUCAUUUGGCUAGCACUCCAACGGUACUCCUGUAAAGACAAGGCUCAGCCUUACUACGGCUUUGACAUCUUUGAGAAUUGUGUGUACAGUGUUAAAAACAUGUCUGUUGGUGGGGCCGAGUCCCUGUGUCAGCUGGACACAGAUGUGUUUCUGAUUGCUUCAGUUCGCUGUGCAGCAUUGAGACACCAGGAGAUGAUUCACAUGGGUCACACUGACCCCACACAGCCGGACUUUCUACCCCUGUGUCUGACAAAACCACUUUGUUCUCAGGAGCAGGCAGACUGGUGGCUGGCAGCUUAUAAAUUCCAUACAAACACAGUCAAGGACAACUUUUCCAAGAUGCGUCACACCCUGCAGAGAGGGAUAGAAACUGUCCGUCUAGUGGCUAGUCACGGGAUGUCCGUCAACCUGAUCAUCCACAUAGCCAGAUCACUAGAGGUGAAGGCCACGGAGAUGAAGCAGUUGGGGUCGGAGUUGACAGUGAAGGCAACUGACACUGAGACCAGAGCAGAGUUCUACUGGGAGCAGGCACUGGAAAUGUUGAGCCGACUCGAAAAGAACCGGAACCCCCCAGUGCCAAAGCACCGACUGUUCAAGGAUGACACAGACCAGGACCUGGAUGAAGCCAUCAUCAAAGUGCUGAUGUCCGAGGUCCAGUAUGCCGUUGGUUGUUCAGCCAUGAAGAAGCACAAGCAUGAGGAAGCUAUCAACAUAUUUGACAAACUACACACACCAUAUGCUUCACUCAACUCAGCAAAGAUAUACAAGGUUCUAGCAGAGCAGGAGCGAUCUCGGGACGCUCCUGUAGGACGGGAACAACACCAGAUUCUCUUAACAAAAGCUCGGGAUGCCAUUUUCCGUACUUUUGACCUUCUGCAAGGAGAUAAGAAACACGAACUGAACAAGUCAGUGCAGCGGCUUCUGGAUGAUGUUGAGUCACAGUUGCAGUGUGUGUCAGAGUGGGAUGAGGAUGAGGAGCCAAGUCAGUAUCACACUCCUACAGCCAUCCAGCUGGAUGGAGACGUGUCAUCCCCUGACCACAGCACGCCCAGGGAGAAAUCCAGGACCAAGUCUCCAGCAGCUCAAGUCAGCUUCAACACAUCUGAUGCUAGCCGACACAUCCGACCAAGUCCAGAGCACAUGGAUGCCAAGAUCCGCUCCUUGGCCUACUCCCAAGAGUCCUUGGUUAAGAUGGUGCUUGCCCGCAAUGAGGAGCUGGUCAAGAUCAACAGCCAGCUUGUGGAGGCCCUGAGGGAGAACAGGGAGGUUAUCACACAGCUUAAGUCCCAACUUAACUUGAGCCAGAAGUACAACUACUCCAGCCUGUCUACCCCAGGACCUCACAUGGCCUCACCCUACCAUCCUCAAUACCCCCCUCCUCAAGGAAUGGGUCCACCUCAGUUUGGAUACCAGAUGCCUAGUCCAGCAGGCUUACCUGGCUACAGACCUCCAUCCCCUCGUUCACGCAGUAGGACCAAUCUCAUGGGACACACUGGCUUCAUAGGCAAGGAUGAGUCCAAUGUUGUUGAAGGGGAUGAUGAUGAUGAAAAUCCUUACUUCAUCGAUGGAGAGUUCUUUGAGGAAAGUUUAGCCCACCCUCAUGGGCAGUAUUAUGUGCCAGACUCACAUCUUGAAUGGCCGUAUGGAAACAGGGCGGGCAUUGAGGGAAGUUCCACAGUAACCUAUGCACCCCAGAACAGACCUCCGAUGCCUCAAAGUGGCUUCUUUGCCUCAUCUCUGAGGGGACAGUCGAUACAGUAUGGUCAAUCUAACAUAGCUACAUCGAUGCCAGGUCCAGGAUACUUUUCCUCACCCCAUGGCCUUACUACAGCAUCUGCAAUGAACCAGACACCUUCCUUAUAUGCUGCCAUCAUGGGCAAGGAUUCUCCUCACAACAUAGGAGGAAUACCUGCACAGAUUCAGUCAGGAGUACCAAGUCCUGCUGCUCAAGCUAUUCCUCAGUAUCUGGGCCAGCCAGCAGCACCACAGCCCCAGCCUCCACCUCAGCAUCAACCUCAACCUCAACCUCAACCUCAGCCUCAGCCUGCUACAACCCUUGCAUCACAGAUGGCUCAGAAGCCAAUCUUCACAUCAGGAAACUUCGGGGCUGGUGUUAAGACUGCUUCAACACCUCUUACCAAGGGGACUAGUUCUCAGGCAGUCCCUACUCCACCUCAACCUUUUAGUCAGAUACCACAAGCGCAGGCUCAGAAUCUUGUUAACAGGGCUGUGACAUCAACCAUUUCCCCCAGUGCGUCCACUGCUGAAGUUGUUUGCAUUUUCCAAGGAAAAGCAACCUACACAUCGAAGAUUGGUGCCAAGCAGGAAGGAAAUGUCAAAGUGUUUUUCUUCGGUGCCGAGAAGGGUGGUCGGGUGAGGAUGGAGACUCUAUCAACAAACCAGAUUAUUCUCAACCAUGAUAUCAAUACACUGAAGCUGGUGGCAUCCUUCACCCCAACGCUAGUCACAUGGAAGAGACCCCAGCAUGACGGGAAGGGAGAGGAGACUGUUAACCUGAAUUUUGAUAAUGCUGAACUAGCUCAGAAAUUGAAGUCAGUUCUUCAGAAAAUCCAGGAAGCUGGCAAGAAGUCUGAAGCUUCACCUCCAAAACCAGCUGUGGCAACUCCAUCACCAUUCACCAUAUCAGGGUCUCAGGCCUUUAAACCUACUACGACACAGACCCCUACUGGAUCUUCACCUGCAGUGUUUGGCCAGGCUCAGACAGGAAUGCCUGCAUCAGCUGCCCUUGCAGCCCUGUCUGCCAAACAAGGAGAGGAGAAGACUGUCCACAAAUCAGCCCAAGCCUUUGCUGGGUUUACCUUUACACAAACCAAACCCAUGACUCAACAAGCUCCAGUUACAGUUGGACCCUCAUCUGCUUCAGCUGCUAGCUCUAUUUUCACUCUUGGACAAAACAUUGGAAGCCCCAUGCCUAGUUUUUCUAAUCUUGCUGCCAAUACUUCAGCAACAGGAUUCUCUGGAUUAAAGACAACCCAUGACUCCCCAAGCAAGGGAGAAGAUGAGGAAAGGGUUGAGGAAUAUGAACCCAAUGUGGACUUUAAGCCAGUUAUUGAUCUGCCAGACUUAGUGGAAAUGAAGACAGGGAAGAAGAUGAGGAGAAGUUGUUUGGGAGAGGGCAGGCUGUUUAGGUUUGAUGCUGAUACCAAUCAGUGGAAGGAAAGGGGCAUUGGUGAGGUAAAGAUUCUGUACAAUAAGGCUGCCAAACGCUAAUACCUAAUUCUGAUGAGAGAGCAAGUUUUGAAGAUUUGUGCUAAUCACAACAUAACAAAAGACAUGAAACUGCACUCAAUGACCAGCUCUGACAGAGCUUGGUGUUGGUCUGCAAUGGACUUUGCAGAGGAGGAAAUGAAAAUGGAAAAAUUGGCCAUCAAGUUCAAGACUCCAGAACUGGCUUGUCAAUUCAAAGAAUGUUUUGAGAAAUACCAAAAUAUGUUAGAAGACUCACCAGUAAAACCAAUACCUGAAGCUAUAGGAAGCAGUGAGGUAGCUGAGAAAAAGAGGACCCUAAGGGGAAAGAAGUCUUUAGCAGACAUGUUCAAGCCUAAAACUGGAAGCUGGGAAUGUCAAGGAUGCUACUGUGUGAACAAGGGUGAGCAGCUGAAAUGUCCAGCAUGCAAUACAAUCAAGCCAGGUGCUGAAGAGGAAGUUAAGAAAGCAGAAACAGCCAAACCCAUGCAGGUAUCUCCAGUGGAGGCUUUAAAAUUGGUGAGGGAGGAUUCCAGAUUGGUGGAGCAGCAGGAGGGGAGGCAAAACCAGCUAAAAGUGAGCCAGCAGAUUCUACCACUGGAGGCCUCCUGGCAGAGAUGCUACAGUCAAAUGAUCCUCAGCCUAAGACAACUGCAGCAUCUUCAGCAGCUACAUCCGGUUUUCCUUACUCCCAAAUCAUCAGGAUUCAACUUUGCUUCUGCAGCUGAUUCUGCCAAGAAGGAUGGAGGCUUCCAGUUCAAUCUUGGAAAGGUCUCAACUCCAGUCAAGAACCAAGAAAAGAAAGAAAUCGGCUCCCCAUUUCAGUUCACCUUCAGCCUUACCCCAUCAAAGACUCCUCAAUCCAAGACCACUGUGACAUCACCCAAGUCUCCAGAGGGGGACUACUAUGUCAAUAAGGAAGGAGAGGACUCCCACAUCUAUUUUGAACCUAUUGUGUCUUUACCUGACAAAGUGGAUGUGAAGACUGGGGAAGAGGAGGAAGUUACCCGGUUUGAACAGAGGGCAAAACUCUUCAGGUUCAGUGAGGGUGAGUGGAAGGAGAGAGGUCUUGGCACUAUGAAGAUUCUGGAACACAAAACUUCCCACCGCUACCGACUUCUGAUGAGGCGAGAACAGAUCUUCAAAGUGUGCUGCAAUCAUGUGAUUACCCCUGAACUGGAACUCAAGCCAAUGGGCUCAGGUGAUGGAAAGUCAUGGGUUUGGUAUGCCAAGGACUUCUCUGAGGGAGAGGGCAAGGUGGAACAACUAGCUAUUAAGUUUAAGAACAAGGAGAUAGCUGACCAGUUUAAGAAAGUGUUCGAUGAUGGAAAAGCUGGUGGUGAAAAAGGUGCCUCUGCAGCUACUGAAGGGGAUGUGUCAGCCAAGCACAUUGAGGAUGUGCAGUUCCUGUAUAUUGAGGAGGCAACAGAGGAACAGAAGGCCAGAGCCAGAAAGUACCUGCUGCCAGAGUCAUUCUACCUCUAUGAAAACAAACCCCCCUGUCCGGGCUGUAUUGGCUGCGAGGACUAUGACCCCAGUAAAGUCAAUGUUCCCGGCAAGGUCAAAGCAAAAUCAAAAUCUGAGGAGACAAGUCCAGCACCUAGAACAACUUCAGUUAAAGUGUCAAGCAGUGCCAGCAGUGUUGCAGGCAGUGUUGGUGCCAGUGAAGGGUUCUCUAUGUUCGGUCACGCUUCAGGGAUGUCCUUCUCUACCCUAGCUGCACAGGGGGAUGCAGUUGGAUUUGCUUUCAAGAAAGAUGAAAACAGACCAUUCCAGUGGUCAGGAGCAGGUCAACAGAUCUUUGGGUCAUCUCCAGGUGGCAACAGGACCAAUGAUGGUGAUGAUGAUGAGGUUGCGCAGGGUGAUGACAUUGACUUUAAACCCAUCAUUGAACUUCCAGAACUAGUUGAAGUCAAAACAGGUGAAGAAGGCUGGGAGGUGGUGUACUGUCAGAGGUCGAAGUUGUUCCGAUUUGUGCGCGAUUCCAACCAGUGGAAGGAGAGAGCUGUGGGAGACAUGAAGAUCCUCAAACAAGAUGACAAAUAUCGAAUGCUGAUGAGGCGAGAUCAAGUACAUAAAGUGGCCUGUAAUCAUCUGAUAGCUCCCAACAUGAUCCUGUCUCCCAUGGCAACAUCAGAGACAGCCUGGUGCUGGACUGCUCAAGACUAUGCUGAAAACGAGGCAAAGAUUGAACAGUUUGCCCUCAGGUUCAAGACGGAAGAGCUGGCCAGACAGUUCAAGAAGAAGUUUGAAGAGGUUCAGGAGCUGGUCAGACAAACAGAAGCUGCAGCCCCAGCUAAGAAUGCCAACAACUCGGCAACUGAGUCCAAAAGUCAGGAAGUCUCUGUGACAGAGGAAGAAGAAGAUGAUGACGAGGAUGAUGAUGAUGAUUCUGAGGAAGAAAGCAUUGUGUUUGAGAAGAGAGCUACGUUGACAUAUUUUGAGGAUGAUGAGUGGAAGAAACUUGGAAUGGGCAACCUGAAGAUCCUGUACAAUGAAGAUCUGAAUGGAAACCAAAUUGACAUGGACACAGAUGACAAAUUAAAAAUCUGCAACCAUAUCAUUUGCCGGGAACACUCAAUAAGACUAGAGAUGCCGAAGAGAGCAUGUAUGUGGAGUGCCCAAGACUUCUCAACAGAUGAGCCAGUCAAGAGGAACUUCAAGGCAUCUUUCAGCUCAGUAGCUGCUGCGGAGGAGUUUGCUAAAUCUUUUAUGGAGGGUGUGAGCUUGGCCCGAGAUUCUGAGUUGUCCGAGCAGAUUUCACAUGAAAUGGAUACCCCAGUUAUAUUUUCUCAUGGUGAUGCCACAGGAGGUCAAUCCCGAAUCCUUGUUUGUCAAUCCGAAGCAAGCUCUGCAACCUCAAUGGGUGGCAGUAGCCAAUGUGAGACGAGGAUACAGCCAGGUUAUAGUGAGGGCAGCGAAUCAGCAGCCUCAUCACAAACAGGGGAGGGUGUGUCAGCCACUGAUGCUACCUCUGUUGUUUCAUGUUCGCCUGAGCUGUCUGCUCUCUUAAGUUCAUUCUUAGAGGAAGACCAGAAAAGAUGAAGAAAUAGGAAAUUGGAAUAUGUGUGUGCUAAAUGGAUUCAUAAUUCUGGACUAUAAAUGAAAGAUAUUUCUUGAUGUUUGACAACCUGGUGAAAAAGUUGGUUUUUAGUUGCAGAGCAACUCAUGUACAUUCUUAGUUGCUACGCAGUAAUGACAAAUCAUGAUAUGUGGUGCCUGCGUCCAUAACUGUGUGUGGAAUGUUUUGAAACUGAACAUGCAGGUACUUUGCCCUUACUGUACAUGCUAAAAAGGAUAAUUAUUUAAGAAUUAUUUACAUCUCUCAGUGUUAUUACACCAGUGUCUCAAAUGUAAAGUCCCCGCAUGGGCACAAAGUAUGAAGCCCAUUUCUGGUGUCCCCCCACCAUGAUAUUGCUGGAAUAUUGCUAAAAGUGGCGUAAAACUAAAAACUCACUCAAAUAUAAAUAAUUACAUAAGCAAGAUGUAGUAUUUCAAAUAGAUUCAUUUGUCAUCUUUUAAUAGAGUUUCGUUCAUUGUCCUUAAAAGAUACAUAGUGCUAAUUCAAGAAUGGUAUAUCUGGCUAAACAUUUGAAAUUGAUACAUAGAAUUAUUGGAAAUUACUGUAAAUAUCAGGUCACCAUCCUUAUUAACAUUUGUACUGCUUUGAAAGAACAUUGUUGUAAAUACAUCAAUAAACAUCCCUGUUGUUACUGUUUACUGAA